AGCUAAACUCUCAUAAAACAAAACAAAAAACAAUAAAACAAUAAAAAUAAAUAAAAACAAAAAUGGGUUCAUAUUUAGGAAUUUAUACAAUUUUGGUUCUAUGUUUGCUGGGAUAUUCAGCCAAUGCUGAGGUGUUCACCGUUGGUGGUCCUCCAGGUUCUGAUAUUACUGCGGCUCUUCUUAAAGCGUUCACAUCAGCAUGCCAAGCCCCUGCACCGAGCCAGGUUCUGAUCCCAAAAGGUGACUUCAAGCUUGGUGAGAUCGCUAUGACUGGUCCAUGCAAAUCUCCAGUGGAGUUCACCCUUCAAGGCAAUGUCAAAGCUGACGGUGGCUCAACGCAGGGAAAGGAUAGGUGGGUCGUCUUCGAAAAAAUCAAUGGGUUUAAGCUAAACGGAGGUGGAACAUUUGACGGUGAAGGCAAUGCAGCUUGGAAGGCCAAUAACUGCCACAAGACUUUUGAGUGCAAAAAACUUCCCAUCAGUGUAAGGUUUGAUUUUGUGGAUAACGCUGAGAUAAAAGACGUAACCUCGUUAGAUGCCAAAAAUAAUUUCCACUUCAACGUUAUCAGCGGCAAGAACAUGACCUUUGAUAACAUCAAGAUCAUCGCUCCAGCUGAAAGCCCCAACACUGACGGUAUCCAUUUGGGAAGAUGUGAGGGAGUCAAGAUCCUCAACACUAAGAUCUCCACAGGAGAUGACUGCAUCUCCGUGGGAGAUGGGAUGAAGAAUCUCCUCAUUGAAAAAGUUGUGUGCGGUCCUGGACACGGAAUCAGUGUGGGAAGCCUUGGAAGAUACGGAUGGGAGCAAGAUGUCAACGACAUUAAGGUUAUAAACUGCACCCUCGAGGGAACUGACAACGGGCUGAGGAUCAAGACAUGGCCAUCUGCGGCUUGCACCACCACCGCUGCCGGUAUUCAUUUUGAGAAUAUCAUCCUUAACAAAGUUAGCAACCCAAUCCUCAUCGACCAGGAGUACUGCCCUUGGAACCAAUGCAACAAGAGCAAACCAUCAACAAUUAAGCUGGUGGACAUUACCUUCAGGAAUAUUAGAGGAACAUCAGGGAACAAGGACGCAGUGAAACUAUUGUGCAGCAAGGGUCAUCCAUGUGAGAACGUUGAGAUUGGAGACAUUAACAUUGAGUACACAGGAGCUGAUGGUCCACCCACUUUUGAGUGCACAAACGUCACACCUAAGCUUGUGGGAACUCAAAACCCAAAGGCUUGUGUUGGACCUGUGGUCAAGGCACCUGGCCAAGCGUAAAAUGUUGAAGCUGAUCAACACAUCUAGGGCUUUCACAUCCAAUUUUGUUUUUCCUUCUUUCUAACCCUUUUUUCUUUGAAAAGUCUCACAUAAGGGAGACUUUAUGAAAACUGUAAAUGAAAAAAUGUUUCUAUUCGAUGCCAACACAUAUUAUGUGUGUGUGUGCAUAAAAAAAUGUUUCUAUUCGAUGCCAACACAUAUUA
This is a messenger RNA of Brassica oleracea var. oleracea, 1462 nucleotides long. RefSeq names its product polygalacturonase. Gene Ontology annotation, biological process: carbohydrate metabolic process. The record is from RefSeq and is a predicted model, not a curated record. Lineage: Eukaryota; Viridiplantae; Streptophyta; Magnoliopsida; Brassicales; Brassicaceae. Gene Ontology annotation, molecular function: polygalacturonase activity.